Messenger RNA from Gadus macrocephalus (Pacific cod), 2195 nucleotides. It is a transcript of the gene ncf2, whose product is annotated as neutrophil cytosolic factor 2. The coding region runs from base 81 to 1613 and encodes 510 amino acids. Gene Ontology annotation, biological process: superoxide anion generation. The transcript has 15 exons. Gene Ontology annotation, molecular function: superoxide-generating NADPH oxidase activator activity; protein binding. The record is from RefSeq and is a predicted model, not a curated record. NCBI's taxonomy places the organism in Eukaryota, Metazoa, Chordata, Actinopteri, Gadiformes, Gadidae.
CUGAUCCUCCGGGCGGUCAAGCGUUUCAAUGUUUCCUCUCUCUCUCAGUCGGUAGCUCUGUCAAUCUCUGCAACAGCACCAUGACUUUUCUGGACACUCUGAGACAAUGGGAUGAGGCUGUAGCCUGUGUUGACAAGGACCUACUGCCCCAAGCACUUCAAAUCCUUGUUUCUAUUGAAGAACCAAACUCCAAAAUCUACUUCAACAUUGGCUGUCUCCAUUUAAUCAACAAGGAUUUAGAGGCUGCUGAGAAGGCUUUUGACAGAAGCAUAGGCAAAGAUGAGCAUCUGGCUGUGGCCUUCUAUCAGAGAGGAAUCACCUUCUACAAAAAGGAAAUGUAUGAGGAGAGUUUAGGAGAUUUCCAGCAUGCAUUCAAGGACCUGAGGAGCAACCAACUCAUUGAUUACAAAGCACUUGGCCUCAGACACAAGCUGUAUGCCUGUGAGGUUCUCCACAACAUGGCGUUGUGCGAGGCUCACCUGGGCCACUGGGACAAGGCCCAGGUGCACCUUGUGUCAGCACUCGACUACAAGACCGAGGCCAAGCUCACCCUCAUCGAUAGAGCUCUGCAGUCCACUCUGAAGCGGAAAUUCUUCCAGCCAGCUGUGGUCCAAUCCAAAGCGCUGUUCCGACCCAACAAGAAUUAUGUGGCUGAGCUGGAGAAGAGGGACUAUCUGGGAAAAUCAAAGGUUGUUUCCUCCAUUACUCCACAAGAUGAGUUUUCUGGAUUUGCUCCAUUACAACCACAGGUGGACGAGGGGCCUACUAUUCCUAAAGAACCUGAGGUUCUGAGGGCCUUCGAGGGAGAACCCCACAUAGUGCGCUUUGCGUUUUCCCCGGAGACGAGCGGCGAGCUGGCCGUGCUGCCCGGGAACGUAGUGUUUGUGUUGCAGAAGGGCGACGACAACUGGGCCUCAGUGGUCUUCAAUGAAAGAAGAGGCCUGGUUCCCUACAAUUACCUGGAGCGGAUGGAGAUCAAUCUGAAUUCAAAACCAACUCAAGAUGGCAACUCCCAAAUCAUUUAUUUAGCAGACCUUCCAAGGCGAAAGGCACCCACUCGACCGGAAACUGAACAAGUCCCGACACCCAGUAAGAACAACGAAGACACCAAAAACUCUGAGACUGCGGAAGACGGUGAAGAAUCGGCAUGCCUUGUGAAAGUGCAUUACAAAUUCAACCUAGCGCUCUAUAUAGACUACGGUUCUCCCUUCACUGCACUGGUGGAGCGGGUCAGCAAGAAACUGAAGCUGCCAGCGGAGGAUGUCACCUUAAGGUAUUACGUCACCUUAAGUUGCACGUCCCCAGCGGCUGGACUGACGGUAAUGGACGCCAGCACAGACAUGCAGGGGGUCUGGAGCAGUGCCAACUGUGGGCGCAUCACUCUGUGGUGUAUCCCCAAAGAGGAGCCAGUGAAAGAGAGCCCAGGGGUGCCGAUUCAUGUUGUGGCGCUAUACUCCUACGAGUCCCAGAAUCCAGAGGACCUCAGCUUUAACCAGGGGGACAGCAUCCUACUCCUCACUAAAGUGAACCGGGACUGGUUUGAAGGGGAGUGUAAAGGAAGUACUGGUAUAUUCCCUGCAGCCUAUGUGGAAGCUCCGGUGGAUGCCUUAUAACCAGUUGCUGUGUCGUUGCUGCGUGCUCACCGUUUGGAAAGUGAUUGUAGCACUGGAAGCAAUUCGCCUAUUUGAUACAUUUUAUGUACUCACAUGAUUCUUGCAACAUUUGGGUUGUAUAUACAUGCCUGAAUGCACUUAUUUUGAGUUACUUUGGACAAAUAAAUAAAUGACUAAUUGUUUGCAAUACAUAUACCUUUAACAUGACUCAACUGAGUGAACCCAUUUAUAUAUUUUCUAUGGAAUUUGUACUCCAUGUCCUCGAAGCUUAUCUGCUCAAACAGGGCUCUGUCGGGGAGCUGUCUGGCAUAUUAUUUGCAUUAACUUAUUUCUCAAUUUAUACCAUGGUCACAAGCACAGCCGUUGUAUUGAAACAACACGCAUGUGUUAAACAAUAAACUAUGGCUUCUUUGCUCGGUCUACAGGGAUUUAUUUGAAUAAGUGGUCCUGAAACAGCUUUGUAAGUGUUUGAUAGAACAGUCAAUUGUGGGCGGGACUGGGCACAGACUCCCCAGUGUAGAUAGCCAUCACAUUGUGCUACCAUCAUUUACAAUAUGAAUAAAACAUGUGCAUAAAACAACG